AUGGACGACACCAACAACACGUCAAGUCCUGGAAACGCUGGUCUGCAGCGGCGGCCUUCACUAUCUCAGCUCUCGGAUAACCAAUUGCUUGCCGUCUUCGAUUCUGGCUUUGGUCCUUCCAAGCUCAACACGAUUGGAUACGACGAAUGUGCAAACUAUUAUUCAGACGACUCGGAUGAUUUCGAUGCCACUUCGACCACCGACGACGCCAACCCUCCUGAGAAACCCCUUGCUCCCUGCGAUCGCGAGGAUUGCGUAGCGAAACUCGCUCAACAAAUGUCUCGUAUCACCAUCCUCGAAGGCUUCAUGCAGCUCAGAGCACGCAACAACACCAGAGACCAAUCGCCCGAUACCCCAGUCAAAGAAGAGCCCAGCCCGCAUCACCCAAACUGCAUACAUUCCCAAAUCAAAAUCCUCGAACAAAGGAAAAAGGAGAUGCGAGAAUUGCUCGACGAGGCCAUGCGCGGGAGAAAAGAGAUGGGCAAGCGCGAGGCAGAAAUGGAUGAAAGAAUGCUCGACGUCGCCAAGAUGCUGGACUCGGUUCAAGAAAAAGAGACUCAGAUCGGUGCUACUCACCACGCCAUCACUGUCAGAAUGGAUGCCCUGGACGAAAAACUCGAGCUGGUCAAAAGGAAGAAUCCGCACUCGUGGACCGCAAAAAGACCUCAAAGUCCGAGAGCAGGUCAUCGAAGAGCACACCAAAAACUCGAAACCAGCCAGGAAACAUUCNAAAAGCAAUCCGCCAUGUUGACCAAUAUGUUGCGUCAACAGCACGAUGUCAAGUCGAAGCUUGAUGUAGCCAAGGAUGCUCUUGAUGCGCAUGAACAUUCCGUGCUGCAGAGGGAGGCUGCUGUCACCAAACGAGAAUACAUCCUAGUGCAAAGAGAAAAGGCGUUGCUUGCCCACGAACAAGCCGUUCACAGAUACGUAGCGCAACACCGCCAGAGCGAAGAAGAAUUCAAACAGCGGAUGCAAGAGUUGAUGCAAGAAUCGUUGCAGAACACUGUGAGAGAUCUGCCUUCGGAGGAAAACAAACAUGUUUCCGAGGCCGCUGAAGAGGUACAUUUCAUUCACACAGCUCAAAAGCGACAUAUAUUGACCAAGUUGCAGGAACCUGUGCAAGAGGAAGUCACGUCAGCUUCGCAUGCCCCUGAGGCGACCAUCUCUCCACAGCCCUCUUCAUACACUGAAGCACCUAUCCCGAGCUCAAUGAUACCUCCAGUCAGACAGCGUAGAGAGUUGUACGGCAGGCCUGACUCUCGCUUGACCAGACGCAUUCGAUGA
Molecule: messenger RNA, 1284 nt
Organism: Aureobasidium musti
Lineage: Eukaryota; Fungi; Ascomycota; Dothideomycetes; Dothideales; Saccotheciaceae
Source: the annotation of a GenBank genome assembly